AUGACUUUUCAAAAUGAGUUUCCUGGGUUGACUUUGAGUCAACUCUGCGUCUCCGAACGGAGCAUCUACGUAGAAUCUGGCCUUAUCGCCUCUUUAUUGGGGUCAAACUGCAGCACACCGUCCCGGUUUCCCGGUUCCUCCCAUCUUCUGCAUGCUCCCUCUAAUCUUACGGACAUUAGCUAUCGUGGUAUUUGCUUGCCUACGGUGGCUUUCUGUUGCCUCACUUUUUACGUAGAGGUGGCCUUUCGCUUGCUAGAUCCAAAUGCCAUCCCAACUAGCAUCAACAUUUGCAGACCAUUCGCCUCCAACUGGUAA
Protopolystoma xenopodis is the source of this 315-nucleotide messenger RNA. NCBI's taxonomy places the organism in Eukaryota, Metazoa, Platyhelminthes, Monogenea, Polystomatidea, Polystomatidae. The record is from the annotation of a GenBank genome assembly.